Molecule: messenger RNA, 627 nt
Organism: Oldenlandia corymbosa var. corymbosa
Lineage: Eukaryota; Viridiplantae; Streptophyta; Magnoliopsida; Gentianales; Rubiaceae
Source: the annotation of a GenBank genome assembly
AUGGAGAUCAACGCAGAAAAUGAGUGGUCAACUGAUGAGCUAGCCGAAGAAAGGGCACCCCUCCUGGUUGUACCAGAAGUAGAAAAAACACUAGUCCAGAAAGCCAUAAGUCAGACAUUUGAAAGUACAGCCCACCUUGCUAAUCUUUUACCCACUGGAUCAGUACUCGCUUUCCAACUCCUGUCACCCAUAUUCACGAACCAAGGGGAGUGCGACCCAGUUGGCAGAUCAUUAACUUCUAUCCUCAUAGCCCUCUGUGGAUUGUCGUGUUUUAUUUUGAGCUUCACAGAUAGCUUUAAGGACGAAAAGGGCAACUUAUGCUACGGUUUUGCCACGCCACAUGGUUUGUGGAUCAUUGAUGGAUCAACAACUAUACCGCCUGCAAUCGCCGCGCAGUACAGGCUCAAAUCCAUUGAUUUUGUGCACGCCUUCAUGUCAAUACUGGUAUUUGCGGCAAUCACAUUGUUCGAUCAAGAUGUGGUUAAGUGUUUCUAUCCGUUGCCAUCAGAUGAGACGAGAGAGAUACUCACUGCCGUACCAGUGGGAAUUGGAGUAAUUUCCAGCAUGUUGUUCGUCGCUUUUCCCACCAAACGCCAUGGAAUUGGCUUCCCCCUCACUGCAAAUUAA